Messenger RNA from Fulmarus glacialis (Northern fulmar), 783 nucleotides. RefSeq names its product coiled-coil domain-containing protein 147-like. The annotation marks the transcript as partial. Gene Ontology annotation, cellular component: cytoskeleton. Lineage: Eukaryota; Metazoa; Chordata; Aves; Procellariiformes; Procellariidae. The transcript has 4 exons. The record is from RefSeq and is a predicted model, not a curated record.
GAAAAGUCUGGCAAACCCUAUCUAGAUGAAAGUGCAUUUGAAUCACUGGAAAAAGACUUCCAAGAAGUCAUCAAUCUACUUAAGGGAGAUAAAACUCUGGAAAAAUUCCAAAUAGAAUAUGAGAAGCUCCAUGCUGUUAUGAAGAAGUCUCAUGAAAAUGAAAAGCGUCUCAUGGAGAAAUGCAGGGAGCUGAAUGCUGAGCUUGUGGUGAAUUCAUCUAAAGUAGCUGCGCUCACAAAGCUCUCUAAAGAUGAUCAGGGAACUAUAUCAUCAAUGAAGACGGAGAUUGAAAAGGCCUGGAAAAUGGUGGAUGCAGCCUAUGAAAAGGAACAGAAAGCGAAGGAAACGAUUAAUUCACUGCAAGAGGAAAUUGCGCGCCUAACUAACUUAGUGGAGCAAGGAUCAACGCUAUCCCUGGGACAGGAGUACAAUAUCCGGGAUUUGCUAAAACUUAAAGAAGAGAUAACAAAGGAGCGAGACCAACUCUUGUCAGAGGUUGUGAAGUUACGUCAAAGUCUAACUCAAGCCACAGAGCAGCAGCAGGAUACAGAGAGGGCAAAAAACGAGGCAGAUCAAUCCGUUAUGCAGCUUCAGCAAGAAAUCCAGCUGCAUCAGAAUGAGGCAUCACGAGAGGCUCGAAAGAAAGAAAAAAUGGAGAAGGAGCUGAAAAAUCUUCUAGCUGAAAUGGAUAACAAGCAAGCUGAGAUCAAGAAUUUACAGCAACAUAUACAGAAGAACAAAGAGGAACAACUGAAAAUGGAACAGCAUCUAAAAGAGCAGAAG